This is a messenger RNA of Meloidogyne enterolobii, 282 nucleotides long. NCBI's taxonomy places the organism in Eukaryota, Metazoa, Nematoda, Chromadorea, Rhabditida, Meloidogynidae. The record is from the annotation of a GenBank genome assembly.
AUGAUUGUGUCUCUUUGGGUAUUACGUGUUGGUAGAAAACGCUUUGAAUAUUUUGAUGAAAAAUGGCUUUUGAGUGAAUGGAAAGUUUAUAGAGAGGAUGAUUGUGAAUUAAAUGAAUUUCCAUUGAAAGAAUUAUUUUUACAAUUUCCACCGACAUAUCCAUGGAGUGAAGAGCCGGGAAAUCAUAAUACUUUGAUGAAAACUAGGUUAAAAUUUUGGUUUUUCCUCAGACAUUUGAGGAUUAGAUCACAAAAUUUCAUUGAAAAUGAGAUUUGGCCCUAA